This is a messenger RNA of Planococcus citri (citrus mealybug), 1558 nucleotides long. RefSeq names its product lachesin-like. Lineage: Eukaryota; Metazoa; Arthropoda; Insecta; Hemiptera; Pseudococcidae. The record is from RefSeq and is a predicted model, not a curated record. The transcript is spliced from 3 exons. Bases 323 to 1330 code for a protein of 335 amino acids. Gene Ontology annotation, cellular component: neuron projection.
CAUUCAACGCAAACAGUAUUUCCGCGCUACCUAAUGCGUUCGCUCAUGUUAUUCCAUACCUAUUCCUAUAAAACAAAAACAGAAAAAAAAACACCUAUAAAUUCAUAAUAGGUAAAAAGUAAUAAUCUUACUCGUACAUAUCGUGUUAAAAAAUUCGAUAACACUCAUGCGGUUUUGUUUAAAUCGAAAAUAUUCACACAACAGGUUAACCCGUUGACCUUCUUUCAACACAGUUCUCUCGGUACCUAUAUAGUGCUUUCUACGAGUAUGUAGCUGGUCGAAUGUAUGUACGAGUUCGAGUACGCGGUUACUCCAAAGUGAAAUGUUUCGUGUAAUCUGCGUCGUGUUAGUUAGUUUGGCGGUAUCGGCAGUGGCUCAACGGUCGCCGACCAUUUCGUACAUCAGUCAGGAGCAGAUCAAGGAUAUCGGAGGUUCGGUCGAGUUCGCUUGUUCGGUCCAGUAUGCGCAAGAUUAUCCGGUAAUAUGGGCCAGAAUCGAUAAAUCCAAAACAACCGAACCUGUUCAUCUUAGUUAUGGUACGACGCUUGUGUUGAGAGAAUCACGAUACAGGGUUCAAUUCAGAAACGAUACGUCUACCUAUACCUUAUCAGUCGGAGAGAUACAAGAAACCGAUGCUGGGUAUUAUAGAUGUCAAAUUGUCAUCAGUCCGACGAAUAAAAUAACGGCCGAAGUCGAAUUACAAGUUCGUCGACCUCCUAUCAUAUUCGAUAACUCGACCAGAUCUCUGGUAGUAGUCGAGAGUCAAAACGUUACGCUAGAAUGCUACGCUGGAGGAUUUCCACCGCCGACUAUCUCAUGGAGAAGAGACAACAACCAAAUUUUACCCACGGGAGGAUCCGUUUACCGAGGCAACAUAUUACCAAUCGGAUCGGUGAAUAAAGAUCAUCGAGGAACGUAUUACUGCGUAGCUGAAAAUGGUGUUGGAAGAGGAGCGAGACGUAAUAUUUUCAUCGAAGUGCAAUUUACACCUGUGGUGACUGCGACGAGGAAACGUGUCGGGCAAGCUUUGCAGUUCGAUAUGGAUUUAGAGUGCAAGAUCGAAGCUUACCCACCACCGGCCAUAGUUUGGUAUAAAGAAGGCGAUACCAAUUCCAUUGCGAAUAAUCAACAUUACUUAGUUUCUCAUUUUACCACCGACGAUGAAAUUACAUUCACCGUGAUUCGAAUCAUAACCAUUGAGAAAAGACAAUUCGGUAAUUAUACGUGCAGAGCUAUAAAUAUUUUUGGACAAGCUCAAGCCAACAUCGAACUGUUUGAGACUGUUAUUCCCAUGUGUCCUCCGGCCUGUGCUGGGAAUCCGAGUAACUGAUGGAGAAGCUCCCAUUCUUCGUUUCAUUCUGGAGUCAAGAGGAAUGGUGUAGUACACGGUACUGGAUGAUAUUAUAUCCUACCCAAUUUCAUUGAUUCUGAAAAAAGACUCGAUUAAUUUAUAACUCGAAUAUUGUAUUAUGUAUAUUGUACAUGAAUGGUAUGUGUUCACCAUGCAAUGCCUUUUUAUUUUUUUACUCAUUUUCAAAUAUAUUUUUUAUAUUUUUUU